Aphidius gifuensis is the source of this 966-nucleotide messenger RNA. Its product is annotated as DNA repair protein RAD52 homolog. Gene Ontology annotation, biological process: double-strand break repair via homologous recombination; double-strand break repair via single-strand annealing; mitotic recombination. The record is from RefSeq and is a predicted model, not a curated record. The annotation marks the transcript as partial. The transcript has 4 exons. NCBI's taxonomy places the organism in Eukaryota, Metazoa, Arthropoda, Insecta, Hymenoptera, Braconidae. Gene Ontology annotation, cellular component: nucleus.
UGUGGUCAUUUACAUGAGUUGGUGUGUUGUGUUCAUGUCAAUUUAUCAGCUGACUGUAGCAGCUGACUCCAACUUUCAAAUCUAACCUAUAAAACUUGUGUUUGUGCGACAUAAAAACAAUAAACAAACUUUUAUUUAAUUUAUCAAAGUUAUUUUAUAAUUAUAUCAGUGUUAUCAGUGUUAUCAAAAAUGAGUUUUACAUCUUGUAUAAAAAUCCCAGCUACCAAGAUGGACACAUCACCAGAAAAAAAUAACACAAAUGCUCAUGAAAAUGAUAAAGCUAGUGUUGUUUAUCACCAAUUGAUUUCAAUUGCUAAUGACAUCUUUGGAGAUGGUAAUUGGAGUCAUGCAGUCACAAGUCAAACAAUAGAUUUUGUUGAGUAUGUCAUGGGAAAAUAUCACAUUGGAUGUGCUGCUUUUGUUAAAGUUCAGCUCAAUGUCACCUUUGAAAGCGUUGAAUCAUUUCAUGAAGACAUGGGUUAUAGCAAUGCUGAAAAUUCAGUAAAAGGUUUAGCAAUUAAAUCAGCACGUGAAGCUUCAAUAAAUAAUGCAUUGAAAAAAGUACUAAUUUGUUUUGGUAAAGAGUUUGAAUAUAAAAUAUCAAAAAUUUAUGAUAAUCAAAAGCCAAAAAUUCAAAACUCUGCUAUAUCAACAUUAGAAAAUGGUAGAAUUAUUGAUAAACCAUUCUCAAGAACAAAGUCAGCACCCUUGAAGACAAUUGAAAAGCCUGAAAAAAUGGAUAUUGCUGUAACAAUAGAUCCAGUCAUGAAAAAAGAUAUACCUGAUAAAAAAAUUCCAAGCACAAUUGUCACAAGCAAUAAUCAAGUUGUAUCAACAAGUAAUGAUAAUUUAACAACAGCACCAAUUUCUGAAGAAGAAUUACAACGUCUUGAAAGAAAAAGAAGACAAAAACAAAAACAAGAAGAAUACAAACGACAAAUGCUGGAAAAAACAAAUAAUGAAAAG